Epinephelus lanceolatus (giant grouper) is the source of this 8885-nucleotide messenger RNA. The record is from RefSeq and is a predicted model, not a curated record. Lineage: Eukaryota; Metazoa; Chordata; Actinopteri; Perciformes; Serranidae.
AUGAAUGAUGUUAUCAUUAAUGGGUUGGAAACCAGGCCCCGGUCAUACACCAGGGCGGCGGUGCCAAAUGGAGAGCCCACUGAGCAAGACCUUUACUCCCUGGAGCAACAGGUGAUCACAUUCUUUGACAGCAAAGGCAUAGCCAUGAACAGUAAGGACACUGAGGCGUGUCAUCCCCUUCCCCGGAAGAAUUUCAAUAGUGUGGAUGAGAGGGAGGUAAGGAAGAUGUUGAAGGCCCUUCCUGAACACAGCUCAGUGGGUUCUGACAUGCUAGAUAGUAAGGUGCUUGGUCUGGCAGCUGACUAUAUCUAUGGAGUGAGUCCCAUCCACAACGGCCAGGUUUGCAGUACGUGGGGCAACUACCACUACAAGACCUUUGAUGGAGACGUUUUCCAGCUGCGCUCAACCUGCAACUACGUCCUGACCUCCUCAUGCAGGAGCAGCUACAAGGACUUCAACAUCCAGAUCAGAAGUGAGGAGGCUGACGGCCAUCGCAUCAUCAAAAACAUCAUCAUGAAGCUGGAGGGGUCGGUGGUGGAGCUCUCUGAUGACUCAGUGGUCAUUGAUGGUGAAACAGCCAUCCUACCAUUCAGUAAAGCAGGAAUGCUCAUUGAGAAAACUCCCACCUACAUCAAAAUCAAAGCGAAGCUGGGAUUAGUUGCCAUCUGGAAUAUGGAAGACUCUUUUCUGGUGGAGCUAGAUUUGAAGUAUAAGAACCAAACCUGUGGUCUUUGCGGAGACUUUAAUGGGGUCCAGCUCUACAAUGAGUUCUUCAGCCACGGUGUGAAGAUUACCCCCCAGGAUUUUGCUAACUUCUGGAAAAUGGAUGGUCCGACUGAAAGCUGCUCUGACUUCACACAGGAAUCAACGAUGAGCUGCAACAACAUGAAACCUCUGUGUGAGCAGAUCCUCACAUCGCCGGCCUUCAACAGCUGUCACAGUGUCCUGGACGUCUCCUCCUUCACAUCCGCCUGUAUUUCUGACCUCUGUCACUGUGGCAGCAGUGGCGUAGAACCGAUCGAGCCCCUCUGCCUGUGUCACACUGUGUCAGAGUUCUCCAGACAGUGCAGCCAUGCUGGUGGCAGACCCCUCAACUGGAGAACCAAGGAGCUCUGCUGGAAAUCGUGUUCUCACCAAAUGGAGUACAGAGAGUGUGGGAGUCCUUGUGCUGAUACCUGCUCCAACCCAGAGGCCAGCCACACCUGUGACAACCACUGUAUCGACGGCUGCUUCUGCCCUGCAGGCACCGUGCUGGAUGACUUGGGCGGAAUGGGUUGUGUCCCACUGAGCAAGUGUUCCUGCAGCUACAACAGCAGGAUCUAUGGACCAGGGGAGUCCUACUACAGUAACUGCAAAAAAUGUGUGUGUGAGAGCGGCCAGUGGAAGUGUACAGAGGAAAGCUGUCACGGAAGCUGCGCCGUGGAGGGAGGAGCUCAUGUCAACACCUUCGAUGGAAAAUUCUACAUCUUCCAUGGGGACUGUUCCUACGUCCUGGCUAAGGACUGCAGUGGAUCCCAGUUUGUGGUGCAGGGAGAACUGGUGCAGUGUGGACUGACUGAAAGUGAAACCUGCCUCAAGACUGUGACUUUGGGUUUGUCUGGAGGGGCUAAUGUGAUCACAAUCCAUCCCAACGGAAAGGUUUUUGUGAACGGCAUCUUCGCCCAGUUACCCUUCUCCGCUGCUGGGAUCUCCGCCUUCAGAGCGUCCUCUUUCUACCUGCUGGUGCAGACGUCUGUUGGAGUUCUGUUGGAGGUGCAGCUGCAGCCAAUCAUGCAGCUCUACAUCACAGUGACCAGUGAAUACAAGGCCAAGACCUGUGGUCUGUGUGGGAACUUCAACAGCAACCAAGCCGACGACUUCCUGAAGCUCAGCGGUGUUCCAGAUGCCACAGCAACUGGAUUUGUCAACAGCUGGAAGACUCAUGCCAGUUGCCCAGAUGUGAAGAGCAACUUUGAGAACCCCUGCAGCCUCAGUCUGGAUAACGAGAAAUACGCCAAGCACUGGUGCUCCAUGCUGAGUGACCCUCAGGGGGUGUUUGCCUCCUGUCACUCAGAGAUCAGCCCUGACUCGUACAGUGAGAACUGCAUGUAUGACAGCUGUAACUGUGAGAAAAGUGAGGACUGCAUGUGUGCUGCGGUGUCCUCAUACGUCCACGCCUGUGCAGCUGCAGGGAUCCAGAUCAGCGGCUGGAGGAAGGUCAUCUGUGGGAAAUACGCCAGCUCCUGCCCCAGCAGCAUGGUCUACUCCUACAACAUCACAUCCAGCAGUCAGACCUGCCGUUGCAUCAGCUCCGAACAUCUCAGCUGCCACUUCUCCUUCCCGCCCAUCGAUGGCUGUGUCUGCGCAGAGGAAACCUAUCUGGACGACUCCGGGAAGUGUGUCCCUGCUAAGGCUUGUCCCUGUUAUGACAAAGGCUCUGUGGUGCCUCCUGGACAGGUCGUCAGCAAGGACGGGCUCAUGUGCACCUGUAAGGGGGGCAAACUCAAAUGCAUUGGAGAGAUUGUUGAACAGCCAUCAGCCUGUGUUGCUCCCAUGGUGUACUACAACUGCUCUGCUCAGGGCCCAGGAGCAAAAGGAACUGAGUGUGAAAAGAGCUGCAACACAUUAGACAUGACCUGUGUGACCACAGGGUGCGUCUCCGGCUGUAUGUGUCCCUCUGACUUGGUGUCUGAUGGUAAAGGAGGCUGCAUCAAGCCAGAAGCCUGUUUCUGUGUUCACAACGGCAUCUCGUACCAGCAUGGAGAGACCACCAAGGUGGACUGCAACACCUGCACCUGUAAAGGCAUUAAGUGGGAGUGCACCACCAACCAGUGUGAUGGAACCUGCUCUGUCUACGGUGCCGGACACUACAUGACUUUUGAUCGGAAGCGCUUCACCUUCGAUGGCACCUGUGAAUACAUUCUCACUCAGGACUACUGUGGCAGCGCUGAGAGUAAUGGAACAUUCAGAGUGAUCACUGAGAAUGUCCCGUGUGGAACCACAGGAACCACCUGCUCCAAAACCAUCAAGAUCUUUCUGGGGAGCGCAGAGCUGAUUCUAACAGAGGGAAGCUAUCAGGUGAUUUCAAGCGGAAAUGAAGAGACAGUUCCGUUCCGUUUCAGCACUAUGGGCAUCUACCUGGUGGUUGAAGCCAACAAUGGACUCAUUCUCAUGUGGGACAGGAAGACCAGCUUGUUCAUCAAGCUCAGCUCGAAAUACAAGGGUCGUGUGUGUGGGCUGUGUGGCAACUACGACGGCAAUGCAAAUAAUGACUUCACCACAAGGUCCCAUGCUGUGGUGGUCAACCCCCUGGUGUUUGGAAACAGCUGGAAGGAUUUACCGAGCUGCCCCGACGCUAAGAGCAUCAGCAGCCCCUGCACAGCCAACCCAUACAGACAGGCGUGGGCCCAGAAGCACUGCGGCAUCAUACAGAGUGACGUCUUCUCUGCCUGCCACUCCAUUGUGGAUCCUGCUCCAUACUACGAUGCCUGUGCGUUUGACUCCUGUGCUUGUGACACUGGUGGAGACUGUGAGUGUUUCUGCACUGCUGUGGCUGCUUAUGCUGAAGCCUGUAAUCAAGCUGGCAUCUGUGUACGAUGGAGAACCCCAAAGAUCUGUCCUCUCUUCUGUGAUUACUACAAUCCUCCGGGUGAAUGUGAAUGGCACUACAUGCCAUGUGGAUCUCCGUGUAUGAAAACCUGCAGAAACCCAUCAGGCAGCUGCUCCUCACUGAUGCCUCCUCUAGAAGGUUGCUAUCCAAAAUGUCCCCUUGCUCAGCCAUACUUUGAUGAGGACACAAUGACAUGUGUUGUAAAGGACCAAUGUGGCUGCUACGAUAAAGAGGGGAAACACUACAAAAAUAAUGAAAAAGUACCAACCACCGAAAACUGUCAGACAUGUAUUUGCGGUUCAAUGAACAUCCAGUGCCAUUACGAUGCCCAAGCCUGUACUUGCACAUAUCAUGGAAACAGAUAUCCCACUGGCAGCACCAUCUAUAACACAACAGAUGGACACGGUAACUGCAUCAUUGCGGUGUGCGGGAAGAAUGGUACCAUUGACAAGAGGUCAUACCCAUGCCCAGUACCCACGACACCUACCAGCCCUCCAACCACCUUUGUUUUUACAACAACCACACCAAAGCCACCCACACGCCCAGUCACAUGUAAUCCUUGUCAAUGGUCGCAAUGGUAUGAUACCAGCUUCCCCACACUGGGACCUCAAGGAGGAGACAGUGAAACCUUUAAAAAAAUUAGAGAGGCAGGGUACAAGAUAUGUAACAAGCCAGUCCAGAUUGAAUGCAGAGCUGAGAAAUACCCGAAAAUGCCCAUUAAUGAUGUUGGACAAGUAGUGGAAUGUAGUCUGGCUAGUGGGCUGACAUGCAGAAAUCAGAACCAAUCAGGACCACUGGCCUUGUGCUUCAACUAUAAAAUCAGAGUUAUGUGUUGUGACGAUGGUGCAUGUCAAACAAAACCUCCUUCUACGUUACCUCCAAGUUCAACCACCAAACCCCCAACGCCUACAACAACCAAACAUGUUACCGAACCACAUUGUCAGGAAAAAUCAUGCAACUGGUCAAAGUGGAUUAGUUCUGACUACCCUGAGUAUGGUCCUGAAGGCGGUGACAAUGAAACCAUCGCACAUAUCAUCCAGAAAGGAUAUAAAAUCUGUGAGAAUCCAGUGGAAGUGGAAUGCCAGGGUGUGCACUAUCCUGGGGUUCCCCUAAAAACCUUGGACCAAAAAGUGACAUGUAACAACAAAGUAGGAUUCCUCUGUAGGAACAGCUUACAGUAUCCCCCCAUAUGUCUAAAUUAUGAAAUACGGGUAAAGUGUUGCAAGACAGUGCCAUGUAGCACAACAUCAAAACCUACUACACUACCUUCUACUACAACCACCACACCAUCUACCACAACUGAAACGACAACUAUGUCACCAAAGACUACCACAACCACUACACCUUCUACCACAACUGAAACAACUACUACUCCACCACCCAUGACUACCACAACCACUACGCCUUCUACCACAACUGAAACGACAACUACGUCACCAACAACUACCACAACCACCACAACUGAAAUGACAACUACGCCACCAAAGACUACCACAACCACUACACCUUCUACCACAACUGAAACAACUACAACUCCUCCACCCACAACUACCACAACCACCACACCUUCUACCACGACUGAAACAACCACAACUACGCCACCAACGACUACCACAACCACUACACCUUCUACCACAACUGAAACAACUACAACUCCACCACCAACGACUAGUACAACCACCACACCUUCUACCACGACUGAAACAACCACAACUACGCCACCAAGCCCUGAUGGUGGAUAUGAUAAAUCCAUCCACAGCAUAAGUUCCUCUGGUCAUGGAUGCCCGGCUCCUGAUGAAGUCCAGUGUAGAGCUGUUAUGUACGAAAAAUUACCCAUGUCACAGUUGGGUCAAAAUGUGACUUGCAACAAAGAUGUUGGUCUCAAAUGCAUCAACAAACAACAAGGGCAGAACCAACAGUGUUUUGAGUAUGAGAUUAAAUUUAAAUGCUGUGCGUGUCCAACGCGAACUCCUUCCACUACAGUUCCAACUACAACAACUACAACGACCACACCAUCUACCACAACUGAAACAACUACAAGCACCACACCAACUCCAACAACCUCAACAACUACUACAACCACCACACCUUCUACCACAACUGAAACAACAACUCAACCUCCCACAACUACUACAACUACGCCUUCUACCACAACUACAACUCGGCCACCUACAACUACACCUUGCCCUGGAGGACAUGAUAUGACAUGUGGCUGGACUGAUUGGAUCAAUCUUGGCAAGCCCACACCUGGCCCUGAUGGUGGAUAUGAUAAAACCAUCCACAGCAUAAGUUCCUCUGGUCAUGGAUGCCCGGCUCCUGAAGAAGUCAAGUGUAGAGCUGUUUCUCAACCAAAUGUUUCCAUUUCACAGUUGGGUCAAUCUGUGACUUGCAAAAAAGAUGUUGGUUUUAUCUGCAUCAACAAAGACCAAGGCCUUCAGCGACAGUGUUUGGAUUAUGAGAUUAAAUUCAAAUGCUGUGGGUGUCCACCAACUCCUUCCACUACAGCUCCAAGUCCAACUACUUCAACAACUACAACGACCACACCAUCUACCACAACUGAAACAACAACUACAACUCGACCACCUACAACUACUAUUACAAUCACGACAACUUCUACCACAACUGAAGAACCAGUAGUGACAGGAGGAACCAGCCAACCAUCUACUGGGAGACUUUGCCAUUGUAUUCAUAAUGGUAUAGUCUUCCCUCCUGGCUCUUUCGUCUACAAUGAGACAGACGAAGAUGGCUACUGUUACACAGGAUACUGCAAUCACAACUGCGUCGUUGAACCUAGACACCACAAAUGUCCUGUAGGGAUAGGGUGUUCUUAUCUAACACCUCCACGACAGGAUGGUGAAAGCUGGAAAGAGAAAGACUGUCGUGUAGGAACAUGUGUUAAUGGCAAUGUGACCCAUACACCGCUCGUUUGUCCAACUCCAAAGCCUGUAGUGUGUGCAAAUAACUUCGCUCCUGUAAAAGUGUACGAUGAUGAUGGAUGCUGCUACCACUAUGAAUGCCAAUGUAUCUGCUACGGCUGGGGAGACCCUCAUUAUGUCACCUUCGAUGGAACCUACUAUGGUUUUCAAGGCAACUGUUCCUACUGGCUGGUGAAAGAGAUCGACCCCAAAUACAACUUCAGUGUUUCCAUCUAUAACCAAUACUGUGGUGCAGCUGACGGCUUGUCCUGUCCUAAGGCCAUCACUGUCUUUUACCAAAACUUCAGGAUCUUUAUCACACAGAGGCAUAUCAAUAGCACUUUCAUAAAUGAGAUUACUGUGAAUGACAAGCGUGUAAGUCCUGCAUACCAGAAUGCUGACUUCCGUAUAGCCACCACCGGUAUUGACACAGUGCUCGUCAUCCCUAAAAUCGGAGCCAGGAUCACCUUCUCAGGCCUCAUAUUCAGCAUCUCCUUGCCCUACAGCAAAUUCAGCGGCAACACCUGGGGACAGUGUGGCACAUGUGACAACAACCGUACAGACGACUGCAUGUUGCCCAGUGGCAAAAUUGAUCCUUCAUGUCCCGGUAUGGCACACGAGUGGCACGAUGGUGGCUGUGAAGUCGUUCACCCAACACCAACACCAACACCAGCACCAUCACCUACACCUACUCCCUGUGAUACAACCAUCUGUGAUAUCAUCAAAAGCAGUGUCUUUGAAGAGUGCCACAAGCUCAUUGGCUACAGUCCAUUCAUCAAGGCCUGUGAGUCGGACAUUUGCCACAUGCACAUCAAGCACAUCGGCUGCACCAGCUUACAAAUGUAUGCUGACUCCUGUGCUGAAGCUGGAGUGUGUGUCGACUGGAGGAGUGCCACCAAAGGACUCUGCAAUUAUACCUGUGCGAGUCCCAAAGUGUAUCAGGCCUGUGGCCCUCUGGUGGAGAACACCUGUGAUUCUUGGUACAACCAGAAGUUCAUCAAUACUGUCAAUCAGUUCAGUGUCAUGCUGAAUAUGAAACUGGAGGGUUGCUACUGCCCGCCGGGCACCUACCUCCUCUCUUCCAGCUCCAAUGAAUGUGUGCCCACCUGUGAAAUUUGUCGGCUGCCAAAUGGAAAAUGGAAAAAGGCCAACUCAACAUGGACAGAAGGCUGUAACGAGUGUAUAUGUGAUGAGGACACACUGCAGUCCAUCUGCCGUCCUAUGUCCUGUCCAGCACUGCCGCCUCUCAGCUGUGACCACGAGGGUCAGGUCAAGGUCAUUGAAACUGAUGGCUGCUGUAAGAAGGAGAAGUGCGAGUGUGAUGGGAGGCUCUGCCCUGCUGCGCCGUCCUGUCCUCCUGGUUUUGAGCUGAUCACCACUCAGGGAGUCUGCUGUCACAUCACCUCCUGCCGGGUUAAGGAUGUGUGUGUUUCUAACAACAAGGAAUAUCAGGUUGGAGACGUGAUACCCAUGAAGCCAUGCGAAAAGUGCGUUUGUGGCCCCAACAAAGACCCCAGCACCCAUCUGCACAUAGCAGUGUGUCAGUCUUUACCAUGUGACACCUUCUGCCCUGUGGGUUUUAAGUACGAGACCAUCCCUGGACAGUGCUGUGGGACGUGUAUCCAGAAGAACUGCACUGUCGUGCCGCCAAACUCAAACAUCACACACUCAAUAAAGCCUGACACCAUCUGGACUCCUCCUGGAAAGCCCUGUCUGAGGUACGAGUGUGUGAAGAUUGGUAAUCAGUUCAUCACCAUCGAGUCCAAGACCGUCUGUCCUCCCUUCGAUACUAAAGAAUGCAUACCGGGAACAGAGACCGUAGCUCCAGACGGAUGCUGUCAUGUCUGUAUUCCGAAGGGUCAGCCGUGCAGUGUGUCCACUACGACUGUUCAACUGGAGAACCAGGGCUGCCUGUCUAAGGACCUGAUCAAUGUCACAAGCUGUAAUGGAGCAUGCGGCACCUUCACCUUCUUCUCAGCCAAAGCCAGGUCGUUGCAGCACACCUGCUCCUGCUGCCAGGAGGUGGCCACAUCGGAGCGGCAGGUCCAGCUCACCUGCUCUGACAGCUCAGAGAUCACCUUCACCUACACCCACAUCGACUCCUGCGCAUGCCUCAAGACAGACUGCUAUGUGACUGGCCGCAGCGAAAAGGCAGCCGCUCCCAAGUCCAGUCGAAGCAGGAGAUAAGGCGAGAACCAGGAAACACUUAAUAAUGUAAUGAGCGUGCAUUUAUAGGACCGUAACUCAACAGUCAGAAAUGAAUCAGUGUCAUCUGCAUACAUAAUUCCUCUAUUUAUGUCUGAUGUAUUAGAGCACGUAGUUUAAGCUUGGUAAGAUUUAAACCUUCAAAGAUCUGAUUAAUAAAGAUCAUACUGCUGCAA